This is a messenger RNA of Penicillium verhagenii, 333 nucleotides long. RefSeq names its product putative quinol monooxygenase. The transcript has a single exon. NCBI's taxonomy places the organism in Eukaryota, Fungi, Ascomycota, Eurotiomycetes, Eurotiales, Aspergillaceae. The coding region runs from base 1 to 333 and encodes 110 amino acids. The record is from RefSeq and is a predicted model, not a curated record.
AUGGCAUCCCUCGAUUCCCAAGAGUUCAUCACAGAGCCCCUCACGGUUCCCGAAGACGAAUUUGUCGUCUUUGGCACUGUUUAUGCUUAUCCCGAGCAUGCCGAUGCCCUGGAAGCCGUCUACGUGGAGACCACCCGGCUGGCACAAUCCGAGCCCGGCACAAUCUAUUACUGCAUCUGCAGAGAUCAAGAUGAUCCGACCAUUUUCCAUUUCUUCGAGCGCUAUGCGGGACGGCAGGCUUUUGAUGAUCAUAAUGCCCAGCCUAUUAUUGAGAAGCUCAUGGAGGACAAGUAUAUGAGGGGUGUGAAGGCGAAGUUUAUGAAGGCGCUUUGA